Messenger RNA from Strongyloides ratti, 1953 nucleotides. RefSeq names its product Reverse transcriptase domain and Peptidase A2A,retrovirus, catalytic domain and Aspartic peptidase domain-containing protein. Gene Ontology annotation, biological process: proteolysis. The transcript has 2 exons. Gene Ontology annotation, molecular function: aspartic-type endopeptidase activity. Lineage: Eukaryota; Metazoa; Nematoda; Chromadorea; Rhabditida; Strongyloididae. Bases 1 to 1953 code for a protein of 650 amino acids. The record is from RefSeq and is a predicted model, not a curated record.
AUGAAUAAGUUUUGCCAUAAGACUGCUUCAUAUUCAUUAGCUGAUUUUAUUGCUGAAUUCAAAGAAAAUGCUAAACUUGACCAAAUACCAGAUCAUUACCUUAAUAAAGCAUUUAGAUCUAGAAUUGAUCUCGAAACAAGUCAACAUUUACAUACUGCUAAUCUUCACGAGUUUUUUGAAGAUUAUUCUCAACGUUGUCUUGAAGUUUUUCCCUCAGAAGCUUCACAGGACUUAAUUAUUGCGCAAUAUUUGUAUGCUACAAUCGACUAUUCAAAUUUUGCUUCUUCAUUGAGAAAUAUCUAUAAUUUGUCUAUAAAAGCUUAUAAAGAACUACCAGCUUUUCAAGCUCAGUUUGCCUUUCGCCUUAGACUUAAAGAAAUUCUUAUAAAAGACACUGAUUUAUGGUCUUUUGUUAGAGAAUAUAAUAAGGCUAAUCAUACACUAAUUGAGGACUUUAUCUUGCGUCAAAGUCAUGUUGAAUCUGAGUGUCGGCGUAAGCAAGAAGGAAAACCUAAAGCUGAUUAUACAAAAAAAUCUCCUUCUUAUGCUACACAAGCUAUAAAAAAUGAAGAAAUUUCAAAUACCUAUAAGCAUAGUAACUAUGCUGAAAAAACAAUUAGAAAAAUUGCUUCAUUAAAGGUUAAUACUUCAAAUGUUAAUGUUUUAUUUGAUACUGGCUCAGAUGUUUCUCUAAUACAUCAUAAUCUUGUAAAACAUCUUCAACUUAAAACCUUCCCAAUACAAGAAUCUAUAAAAGGUAUUGGUGGUACUUCUAAUCAAACAUCUGCUGCCAUAGUUUAUUUUACAAUUAGCAACAUUAAGCAUCAACUUCACGUAUAUGUUACAAAUAGUUCCGUUCUUUAUAAUAGAAUCUUGGUUGGCAAUGACUUUCUGGAUCGUUUUCCAGAUUUUGCAAUUACUUCUACUUAUGUUAGACUAGCUGGUGAAUUAUUUUACUUCCAUGAUACAAAAGAAGCACAAUUACCAGAAACACAUAUCGCUCUCUCUUCUAAAUUAAAUGAUAAAGAAAGACACGAAGUUUUUGCCAAACACAUAAAAGAAAAGUUUCCUAGUCUUCAUUCUGCCCUUCCCUAUGACAUAGGAAGCUGUACUAUUUCCAUUCCCGAGAAACAUUUUCUUCCUGAAAAAUUCGUUCCUCAAAAACGUUAUAGAAUGAAUCCCGUUCAAUGGGAAAGCUUAAAAAAUCACGUUUCUACUUUAGUAAAUGCUAAAAUUCUCAUUAAACAAGAUACUAAGUACGUAUCUAAUUAUGUUAUCGUUCAAUCACAAGGAAAAAAUGAUCGCUUUGCUAUAGAUCUUAGAUCUAUUAAUGCUGCAACAGUUAGAGAUGGUUAUCCUACUUGUACUGUUCAAGAAAUAUUUCAAGAAAUUAAGGGUUCUCAUUUUAUAACUACUAUAGAUGCUACAAAAGCAUUCCUUUCUCUUCAAUUAUCCCCUUCUGAUUACCAAUAUUACGGUGUAUAUACACUUUUUGGCAUGUAUUGUUAUACAAGAAUGCCGUUUGGUGAUGUAAAUGCCAUGGCGGCAUGGCAACGCGUUUAUGACACAAUUGCUAUCAAAUCUCAAUCUCCUGCUUUAUCUUAUGCUGAUGAUAUGCUUAUUUUAGAUAAACAAAAUGAUAUUUAUAAACAUCUCAAUGAUGUUGUUAAUUUAUGUACUGUUGCUACUCAACAUGGUCUUAAGUUUAAUGUAGAUAAGUGUAAAUUUGCUCAACAACAAAUUACAGUUCUUGGUUGGCUAACCGAUGGUUCUUUUCGUCAGCCUGGAAAAAAAGCUACAUUUGCCAUGACUAAUCGUAAAUUAUCUUCUACUGUCAAAGAAUUAAAAGAAUUUCUUGCUAGUGCGGAUUUUUUUCGUGAUGCAGUAAAAAAUUUUACAGCACGUGCUACCCCUUUCUUGAUUGUGUUAGAAUUAACAAGAAAGGAAAGGUAG